CCCAGCCGGCAGCAUUCCGGCUCCGCAGCUCUCCUGUUACCCGGUUGCAGGCGCGCGGCUCGAGUGCCUACCCGGCUUGGCUUCUGCGUCUGACCUGGCCCCGGCCUCGGCACCGGCCUCAACCCGCCCCGGCCUCGCCCGCAGUCCACCGAACCCGAGGCCCAAACUGCCACCGGCCAAGCCCGCGGAGCUCCCGGGGCCGCGGCGGGAGGCCAUGCCGUGCCGGAGGGAGGAGGAAGAGGAAGCCGGCGAGGAAGCGGAGGGGGAGGAAGAGGAGGACGAGGGCAGCUUCCUCCUGCUGGAGCAGUCGGUGACGCUGGGCGGCUCGGGCGAGGUGGACCGGCUGGUGGCCCAGAUCGGAGAGACGCUGCAGCUGGACGCGGCCCAGGACAGCCCGGCCUCCCCGUGCGCGCCCGCCGGGCCGCCGCCGCCGCCGCAGCCCCCACGGCCCCCGGCGGGCAAGGCCCGGGCGCCCGGCGUUGCGCUGCCGCUGGCGUUGCCGCCGGUGUCGGCGGAGACUGUGGGCCCGGCGCCCCCGGGGGCUGUGCGCUGCGCGCUCGGGGACCGCGGCCGCGUGCGUGGCCGGGCUGCGCCCUACUGCGUGGCCGAGCUCGCCGCGGGCUCCAGCGCGCUGCCGGGCCCGUGCCGGCGAGGAUGGCUCCGAAGCGCCGCCACCUCCCGCCGCCUGCAGCAGCGACGAUGGCCCCAAGCCGGGGCCCGCGCCGGCGACGACGAUCCGCACCGGCUCCUUCAGCAGCUAGUGCUCUCGGGGAACCUCAUCAAGGAGGCCGUGCGGAGGCUCCAGCGUGCGGUGGCUGCAGUCGCAGCCACGGGCCCUGCCGGCGCCCCUGCUUCUGGGGGUGGCCGCAGCGGCCCGGAGCCUGUUGCGCUGCACCCCUCUCGCGCCUUUCUCUGAAGGCGUCCUGGAGGAAGCGGCAGCGGAGCCGACCCGACCACGUCCUGCUCUCGGCUACCCCGACCUGACGCCCCUCGAUCGGCGUCUUGGGAACCACCGCCUAGGCUGCGGAGAGGCACGUGGAAAUAUCUGAAGUCCAGGAGGAAUUGCCGUUCCUGGUUGGGCUGUGAAACAAAACUUAAGCGUAGAACAAUGCUCCUUGAGAAUUGGCCCGACCAUCGGGGCGGGGGACCUGGGACAACUGUGGCAGCUACUUGCAGCGACUCUACCUGACUUAGCCCUCAGGCCCGUCUGAGUGCUUGGACCGUGAGGGUUUAUCAGCAUACUUGAAAACUAAUGAUGCACAUCCAUCUUCUUAUUUUCCAGCGGUGGAGCUUACUGAACAUGGUGCUACAAUUGCGGUGCAAAGAAAUGCUGGGGCCAGGGCCGGGGCGUGAAAGGGCUGCGGGGUUAGGUUUGCAUUACCCUCCCCAAGCUCCUACUUUCUCUACUUCAUCGGUGACGGGGUGCGAGUUGUGGCCUCCACUUUAGGGGCUGUGCGAGAUGUGAAGUUUGAAUGUUGACUUUUAAGUGUCUGACCUUGCCACCUGCUGUUCAAGGUGACAGUUUGCCGUGAGUGGAAGGCUCUGGGACUUCGGAUUUCAACCCUGCGGGUCCCGUUCCUUUUCUUGCUGGGAGAGCCUGUGUCUGUGCGUUGCCGCUGCAGGGGCACAGGCAGAGGGGGCUGCGUGGGGCGUUGCGCACGUUUUCUGUGCUUUCUUUGUAGAACUCCACCUUGCCCAGUCAGGCUGCUCUGGGCCAUGCCAGGAGCUUUCUCAGAAACAGUUACUGACCGUCCUCUCCCAUCCUGCCAGCCGGCUUUCCUGGCUGGAGGGAUCCUGCUCUUUCUCGAAUGUGUUCCCACCCCUCUGGGCCUCGCUUGCCUUCCUGGCCUGGCUUGCCAGCUCCUUGUGUGUGAAGGAAGCUGUUUUCAAAUGUGACUGUCCCUGGAGGAGGAGAAGCCUUCCCUGUCUCUCCCCUGGUGAAACUUGAUGGCGGUGGCAGCACUUUGGUAAGGUGCCACCCCCCCACACACCUUAAGGUAGCUAAACCAGUUUUUUAAAACAUUCAAUGGCUUGGUCAUCCUUCAGAUGUAGCUAUUGACGUACACUUCGCAACGGAGUGUCUGAAAUUGUGGCGGUCCUGAUUUAUAGGAUUUCUUAAUUAAACUGUCUGCUGAAUAAAUUUGGUUUGUGUUUUGGA
Ochotona curzoniae (black-lipped pika) is the source of this 2158-nucleotide messenger RNA. RefSeq names its product FRAT regulator of WNT signaling pathway 2 (gene FRAT2). NCBI's taxonomy places the organism in Eukaryota, Metazoa, Chordata, Mammalia, Lagomorpha, Ochotonidae. The record is from RefSeq and is a predicted model, not a curated record. The transcript has a single exon. The coding region runs from base 215 to 916 and encodes 233 amino acids. Gene Ontology annotation, cellular component: cytoplasm.